AUGUCGUUUGAAAAAACAGACUCGGAGCGUCCCGUCGUUUCCAUCCCCUCGACCACGAGCGCCAACAAUGCUGUCUACUAUAAUAUUCUGCUCAAACUUCCUCUACGCUCGAUGACGAUUCCAAGAAGGUACUCCGAAUUCUUCCGACUUGUUCAAGAUUUAUCCGAUGACUUGGGUAUAAAUCCCAGCGAUUUCCCGUACAAGAUUCCUCCGAAGUCGUUCAUGUUUUCGUCUUCAGCUAAAGUCGUGGCGGAAAGACGAGAUCAACUCGCCACUUUUUUGAACCAGGCUGUCACUGAUAAGGAGAUUCAGAACAACCGAAUAUUCCUUGAAUUUUUAAAACUUCCCGCCGAUUUUGAGCUAUCUUCCAUCUUCAAAAGGGGCCUGAACGUAGUGUCGGACCUCAGUAUUCCACCUAGUUUGGAUGACCAGCAAUGGCUGGAACUUUACCGUCGCUAUAAGCAGCGAGCGCACGAGUUUGAAAUAGCCUACAAAGAGAGCCAGACUUUGAAGGAAAAAAUUGCCAUUCAAAAGGAGUCAAAGGAUUUACAGAGGCACCUAGAUGAGCUCCGUGCCACCAUCAGCAAGCUCAAAAUUUCUGCCAAAGAUAAACUGAAAAAAGAGGCAGCGGUGUGUAAUCUUAAGCUGCUGAUUCUGCUGAUAGGGGCAUGGUCAGCCGAUAGAAGAGAGCAAAACGGCGGGCACGGCUCGCUAGGCAAGGCUUCUGAGACCAACGACACAUUGCCGUUGAACAACCAGGAACUUUUGCAGCAACAAAUUCAGAUCCACAAGAACCAAGAUCAAGAAUUGUACGAGCUUCGGAAACUGAUUCAAAGACAACGUGAGUUGGGAGAGUUGAUCAAUACCGAGGUUGAAGAGCACAAUGAGUUACUUGAUGGUUUCGAACAUGAAGUUGAAAAUGCUGCUGCAAAGGUCAAAAGUGCCCGUCUGCGGGCUCGCAAAAUCUUAUAG
Messenger RNA from Meyerozyma guilliermondii ATCC 6260, 972 nucleotides. RefSeq lists its product as uncharacterized. Gene Ontology annotation, molecular function: phosphatidylinositol binding. The coding region runs from base 1 to 972 and encodes 323 amino acids. The record is from RefSeq and is a predicted model, not a curated record. NCBI's taxonomy places the organism in Eukaryota, Fungi, Ascomycota, Pichiomycetes, Serinales, Debaryomycetaceae. The transcript has a single exon.